Messenger RNA from Dicentrarchus labrax (European seabass), 1660 nucleotides. Its product is annotated as SLAM family member 8. NCBI's taxonomy places the organism in Eukaryota, Metazoa, Chordata, Actinopteri, Moronidae. The transcript has 6 exons. Bases 125 to 895 code for a protein of 256 amino acids. The record is from RefSeq and is a predicted model, not a curated record.
AUAUCUGGAGUUAAAAGUUGUCUUUUCUGGGAGGAGCUAAACAAUCUUUGUGUCGGUCAGAAAACUGCAGUCGGAACAGACAGGAUCAUACCGUGAUGUCUCUCUGUCUCUAUUUAAGUCUGCGAUGGACGAACAGAUGCGGAUUGUUUUCCUUUUUAUUUUGAUAAGCUCAUCUGCUACUGAGAAAGUGAAGAACCUGACAGGCACUGAGGGAGGAUCCAUCACUCUACCUGACCCUGUGGUGAAGGAGGGAUUUCUCCUCUUUGGAGGAAAGACUGUUGCUAUGGUGAUUAACGGGAAUUCCAAGAUAUAUGAGGGAACUUUGAAGGACAAAGUUCUGUGGGACAAAAGCACUGGACUGUUUACAAUCACAGGACUGCAGAGGAACGACUCAGGGAUUUAUGUUAUUGACCCUAAAACAGGAAUCGCGUCCACUACAACCUAUCAACUCACAGUGUAUGAACCCGUCCCUCCUCCUGCAGUGAAGUCAGUGAAUGUGAGCACUGAGAGCUGCAUCCUGCUGUGUUGGGUGGAGAAAGCUGAAGGGACGACACUGCUGUGGUACAAAGACGAGGAAAUAGUGAACCAGAGCAGCUCCGCUUUCUCUCUGCCUCUCACUGUACUCAAGCAGGAUUUCAACUCCUCUUACAGAUGUGUGUCUGCCAACCCUGCUGAAAAGAAGACUGCUCUAGUCAAUGUUAGCACAACCUGCAGUGGACAGAUCAGCCCAGCCAACAAUAAACGGCAAUAUUUGGCUGCAAUUGUAAUCCCCAUCAUAUUAACUGUGAUUGUUGUACUUGCUGCCUUAAUCGUCAGGAGUUUGAACAAAAACAGGACCACAACCACACACACACAAGGCAGAUUCAGAGAGACACACAGAGGUGCUGUAUACUGACAUACAGAUAUUGGGAGACAGAGGGAGUCAGGGAGCACAUUUACCAGAUUCAUCAGAACCUGCUGACCGUUCCAAUCUAACAACAGUCUAUGAUAAACUAGAGGCUCAUCGGAUGCUUGAUUCAUAUACUGAAGGUUAGACACUGCGGAUCAUGUUCAUGACUAAACAAUGGACUGCCCAUAUACACGAGAAUGAUUCCAAUAUUGUCGCAGUUUGUAGGCAAUACAAAACUUAUGCAAACAUUUCAAGGUCGUACAGCGAUUUCAAACCAAACUGUGUUGUCAAAGCUCUCAGGUAUUAAAGAUGUAGGUGUAUGAAAGCAGACCACUGGCAGUAGCUCCUUCAAACUUGCUACAUUUAUUUCAAUAUGUUUUUUUUCCGGCUUUAUUGCUAAAGAAAUCGUUGAAUAAUGUCUGAUUGGGUUUGAGUUUAAAGUUCCAAAUUUGUUUAAAUUGGUCCAUUGUAUGUACAUAUGUAUAAAUAACAUAUAUAUGGUUAUUUAUUUUCUUAUCUUUUCAAUGUGUGUACAAUGUACUGCAUUUCAAAAAUCAUUUAAUCGACCUUGUGUUGAAAUAAAUAAAUGUCUUUGACUCCUUGUGCUAUCUAUGAGCCAGAUGAUAUUCAUCCUACCUACCUGUUUAGAAGAAGAACUGGUGCAUUAACAAUGUUCCUCUGCAUAAGUGUGAAAGACAAUAUGAUGCUGAUGGAAAAUGUAAAACAAUACAAUGCCGCUUAUUGAAAUUAAUUACACUUAACGUAAUCUCC